CAGUCCGCUCGCUCACCCACUGUGGUGGGAGCUUCUAGGGGGUCUCAGAACCUUGUCUUUCUGACCGGCGAAGCCCUCGGAACAUUUGGCAGAAAUGUCUAAUGCAAAGGAAAGAAAACAUGCUAAGAAAAUGAGAAACCAGCCCAGUAACGUGACUCUGUCCUCCGGCUUUGUGGCUGAGAGAGAUGGAAAGCAUCAUUUUGGAAAGGGGAAGCCGUCCCAAUCUCAGAAACAAGAGCUUCAUUCUGGAACCUCAAGGCAGUGGCAAAUCAAGAUGAGUCCCCACUUGCUUCCUGAGUCUGAUGUGAAUGAGCAAUCUUCCUCCAAAACCAUGUUUAAGAGAAAGGGAGGCUGGAAAGCAGGUCCUGAAGGCACUUCUCAGGAGAUCCCCAAAUAUAUAACUGCUUCUACUUUUGCUCAAGCACGAGCCGCUGAAAUCAGUGCCAUGUUAAAAGCCGUGACCCAGAAGUCAUCUAACUCGCUGGUUUUCCAGACUCUUCCAAGGCACAUGCGACGUAGAGCCAUGAGCCACAAUGUCAAACGCCUUCCUAGACGGUUGCAGGAGAUGGCCAAAAAAGAGGCGGAGAAAGCUGCUCAUCAGAAAAAAGAACAUUCAAAAAAUAAAUGCCACAAAGCCCGAAGAUGUCACAUAAACCGGACUCUGGAAUUUAACCGCAGACAACAGAAGAACAUAUGGUUAGAGACUCACAUCUGGCAUGCCAAACGGUUUCAUAUGGUGAAGAAGUGGGGUUACUGCCUUGGGGAGAGGCCCACGGCCAAAAGCCACCGAGCCUGCUAUCGAGCCAUGACAGACCUCUGCCUCCUGCAGGAUUUAUCAUAUUACUGCUGUUUGGAGUUGAAGGGCAAAGAGGAAGAACUACUGAAAGCGCUCUCUCAAGUGUGUAGCAUAGACACAGGCCUGACUUUUGCUGCAGUUCACUGCUUGUCUGGGAAGCGGCAAGGGAGCCUCAUGCUUUACCGGGCAAAUAAGUAUCCCAGGGAAAUGCUUGGGCCGGUUACCUUCAUCUGGAAGUCUAGGAUGACCCCAGAGGAUGCUUCUGAGGAUAGGCAGCUGUGGAUCUGGCUUCACCCAACUCUUAAACUGGCUGUCCUAGAAGAAAUAAAAACAACAUGCCGCUGUUCAGAACCCGUCAAGUCAAAUAUCUGCAUGCCUGACCCACUCCUGACACCAGCCCCGGAAGACAUUCAAGCAGGACUAGCUGAUGACAAAAUCAGCAAGAAAAGAAAAAGGAGAGAUGAUGGGGAGAGUGUUAGCCGAGCUAAGAAGACCAUUGGUGACGGGACAGGAGAUGCCUGCCAGCCUCGGUCAUGGCGCUCUCCCACUACAGGGAUUGUAGUCAGUGACUUGACAAUGGAGAUGAACAGGUUCCGGCUGAUAGGCCCUCUUUCGCACUGUAUCCUGACCUCAGCACUGAGGGCUGCUCCUGUACACACAGGGGAAGAGGAUGCAGAGGAGACACCACAUCACUGGUGGACUGACACUUGCAGGAGCUCUGAUGGUCUUUCUCUUCACCAAAGACAAGAAGCAGUGUUUCAGUUGUUGGGAGGGAUAUCGUCACCAGCAGAAAUUCCAGCAGGUACUAUUCUGGGAUUGACAGUUAGGGAUCCGAGAGUAAAUUUGCCCCCACAGCGAUCCAGAGCUUUGCCUGAUCCAGAAAGAUACCAAGUUUCAGAAUUUACCUGUGAGGAAGGGAUGUGCACCGGCAGCUGGUCUUGUGCUCAUUGGAAGCCUCUGUCUGACCAUACAGAUGAUCCAGGUUCGAAUCCUGGCAAGGCCAUCCCAGCUAAUGAGCAAGUGAAGCAGCUGCUUCUGGAGGGUGUGCCUGUGGCAUGUGCACACAGCUUCAUCUGGGACCAGGAUAUCUGUAGGAGUGUCACCGAGAAUAAACUCUUGGAUCAGGAUUUAAACCGGAUGAGAAGUGAGUUGCUGGUGCCCGGAUCGCAACUUGAUUUAGGGGCUCGUGAAUCUAAGAUACCCAUACUUCUGAUUCAGCAGCCAGGAAAAGUGACUGGCGAAGACCGACUGGGCUGGGGCAGUGGCUGGGAUGUCCUCAUUCCCAAGGGCUGGGGCAUGGCUUUUUGGAUUCCAUUUAUCUACCGAGGUGCAAGAGUUGGUGGAUUAAAAGAGGCUACAGUACAUUCUCAAUACAGACGGGCUCCUAACAUCCCAGGCGAUUUCCCAGACUGCCGUGCUGGAGUUCUGUUUGCUGAAGAUCAAGCUAAGGAUCUUCUAGAGCAGUACAAACGACGCCCGCCUGCUAAAAGGCCCAACUAUGUUAAGCUUGGCACACUGGCUCCUUUCUGUUGUCCCUGGGAACAGCUGACUCGGGACUGGGAGUCCAGGGUUCAUGCCCAAGAGGCAGCUAUUAUAGCUUCAAUGCCUGGUGCUCAGGAGACUGACCCAAGACAGCUUGGAGUGCCUUGUGUCCCCAAAGAGAUCUGCCAGCUAUCUAAUGAGGCAGGUAUAGCUGAAAACCAACCCAGGAAGCCAGAAGUUACAGGCUGUCAAAUGCAGGAGGGGACCAAAGUGGCUGUGGAAUGGAAUGCCAGUGAGGACCAUAUGGCUACCGCAGGUAGCCCGCUCUGUGUUGUUCGGAGUAGGAAGCUGCUGAAGCAGCUCUCGUCCUGGUGUGGGCCCAGUUCUGAGAUCAGGAGGGCUCCCUGCAGAGCUCAGCAAGACUUGACUAGAAACGUCUGCUUGUCCAUCCUGGAUGAUUUCCCCAGAGCCCUGGUGUGGGUCAGCUUGUCCCUGCUCAGGAAGGGCAGCCCAGAGCCACACACCAUGAUCUGUGUCCCAUCUAAGGAAGACCUGCACCGGCUCAGUCAGGAUCAGUGCUACCAUGGACCCUGGGAAUCCAGACACAGUGACCCGUUUAAAAGCCUGAUUCUGAAGGAGAAAGAAAAGAAGAAAAAGGAGAAGAGGCAAGAUGGGGAACACAGAGCCUCCGAGGGCCUGGCAGCAGGGCCGCCCAUAGCUGGGCAGGAAGCUCUGACGCAGGGGCUGUGGUCAGGCCCCCUUCCAGGACUAACCUCACACUGCUCCAGGCUCCUCCUAGGCUUUGUCACACAGGGAGAUUUUUCUAUGGCUGCUGGCUGUGGAGAAGCCUUAGGGUUUGUUAGCAUGACCGGCUUGCUGGAAAUGUUGUCCAGCCAGUCAGCAGCCAUGAGGGGCCUGGUGCUGCUGCGGCCUCCGACCUCACUGCAGUAUAGGUUUGCAAGAAUUACCAUUGAGGUGUGAAUUUAGGUUUAUAGCCUGGUCUUAAAUUAUAACUAUUUUGGUCAAAGCUCACAGAAAGUCCUGGCUGUCUCUGUCACCGUCUGAUUUAAGAUACACUGUGGAACUGCGUGGAAACAAGAAUUAAAAUGAUGUAAUUAUGUGGGU
Messenger RNA from Mus caroli (Ryukyu mouse), 3403 nucleotides. NCBI's taxonomy places the organism in Eukaryota, Metazoa, Chordata, Mammalia, Rodentia, Muridae. The record is from RefSeq and is a predicted model, not a curated record.